UUCCUUAUGAAACUAGUUAAGAACUGCACUUAUAAUUUGAAAGUCUUUAAUUGUUGGAGUAAGGUUACCUUCUGUCAUUGUACAAAACACUUUCCAUUGUUUAAACUGACUUUCAUCAGCAAAACGUAAGGAACGAUAAUCUCAACUCUUCCCUCAUCCCGUGCACGUCGGACAGAGGAUGCACUGACACGCCAGCUCUUGUUGUUUGGGCUUAUAGGUUUGAUGUGUUUGAGCCUGCACGUUGCCUCCUAGUGAAAGGAAUAGGGAUGCUCAGAAAUUGGCACCCUUUUCUAUUAGUGGUCAUUUUACUAUUUCUGUAUCAGGUUUCCCUCGCCCAUCAAGAAUGAAGUGACUUCAAUCUCUGCGCAGAGAACAGUGUCAAGAGGAGCUGAAAGCGUGACAAUAACUGUUUCCUUUCACUGUAUUGCCCUUUCCCAUUUGUGGGAGAAGAGCCAUGAAGAACCGUUCCUCAUCUCCCCCUUUGCACGUCCAUGUGGAUGAAAACACCCCUGUCCAUGUCCAUAUUAAAAAGGGUCAGAAAACAACACCUGCAAAAUGCCAGCAAAAGCACAAACAGAAAACAAAAGGGGAUACUGUGAGCAUGCGCCGAAAUGUCCGGGUGAAAACCAAGGCCCCCUGGGUGCCCCCAGGCAAAACAUCUGUCCGGGAGUCCACCUACAAAUGGGAGGGACCAACUCACCGCCUAGAAAUUACACCUUCAGAUUCAGAAAAACUGUUGUCAGUAUUGCGCCUGAGUGACCUCUCUACAGAUGAGGAGGAUGCUGUUUACAGCAAAAUGAAUGAAUAUGAAAAGAAGAUAGAUAGCUUGAUGAAUGUGGUGGGAACGCUGAAGAAUGAGGCCAAGAAGCAGAAACAGGAGGAACAACAGCAACUGACAAAGCGUCUCCUUGAAGAGCAGAAAGAAGAACUGAAUGAGGUCACUCAAGAACUGGUGGAAACAGAACAUGAGAACACGCUGCUCAGACGCAAUAUUGAGCGCAUGAAAGAGGAGAAAGAUCUGACUGCGCUACAGAAAAGGUGCUUGCAGCGUGAGAAGGAGUGUCUGAUGUCCAAGCUGAGUGAAGCAGAGAGGGAUGGAGCAGCUGCAGCCAAACAAAUCCACGCUCUGAAAGAUGCAAUUGGGAAACUCAGCAUUGAGAAACACAUGAGCAGCUCAGAUAUUAACACGCUGACAAGACAAAAAGAGCUGCUGCUACAGAAACUGAGCACCUUUGAAGAAACCAACCGGACACUCCGAGAACUUCUUAAAGAGCAGCAAAACCGGGAGAAGGAUGCUCAGAAGAUAUUGGAGCAGCAGGGAACGCUGUUGAAAAGGCUGGCUGACUCAGAUGCAGAGAAAGUGCAACUCCAGGUGAUGCUUCAGGAGAAAGAAAAAGAGGUGGAUGACCUUACCGUUCAGAUACAGACAGAGAAGGACCAGGCAAAGACAGCAUGUGAACUCUCCAAAUCUAUGGAGGCUGUGAGAGGCCAUUUACAAGCACAGCUGCGAAAUAAAGAAGCUGAAAACAACCGUCUGACUAUCCAGAUCCGGAAUCUGGAGCGCAAUGGAGCUCAGCAUAAGGUAGAGGUGGAACAUAUCAUGGAGCAACUGAAAGAGGUAAGGCAGAAGGCAGACCGUGAUAAGGAGGCCCUGAAGAAAGCUAUCCGUGCACAGAAAGACCGGGCAGAGCGGAGUGAGGAGUACGCAGAGCAAUUGAAUGUCCAGCUAGCAGAAAAGGACAGUUAUGUUGCUGAGGCGCUGUCUACUCUAGAGUCCUGGAGGAGUCGCUACAACAAAGUAGUGAAGGACAAGAGUGACCUUGAACUGGAAAUUAUUAUGCUGAACAGCCGUAUUACAGACUUGCUGGAAGAGCAGAAAACCCUGGAGGACAAGAUGCGAGAGGAGAGAGAUGUUUUGGUGGAUAAAUUGCAUCGACAGACCACAGAGACCACUUCUUUCAAAAUGGAGAAUGAAAGGCUAAAGGCUAGUGUGGUCCCAAUGGAAGAAAAGCUGAACCAAGCACACAUGGAAGUGCAGCAGCUCAAGAGCUCGCUCAGGAAUUAUGAAGGGUUGAUUGAAACCUACAAGUCACAGGUGUUGAAGAACCGAAUGGAAGCAGAUGAUGUGACAGCAAAACUGGAGAUCUGUGAUAAAGAAAACAAGACACUAAAGAAUGAAAUGAACAAAGAGAUUGAACUGGCUCGUCAGCAGUUCCAGAGCCAGCUUGCUGAGCUAGAAAAGCUCCCCGAGAUCCUGAAGAUCACAGAGACACGGCUGGCAGAAUGUCAGGACCAGCUUCAGAGUUACGAGAAGAAGAAUGCGGACCUGUCUGUAAUGAUUACAGAUCUACGUCAGAGGAUUGAGCUCCAGGGGGACAAAAUGGAGAUGACAAGAGAGAGGUAUCAAUCUGCCCAGGAGGAGAAUAAGCAGCUCACCUUGAAGGUGGAGGAGCUGGAAAGAAAACUACAGACAACGAGUGCCCAGAACAUAGAAUUCCUUCAGGUCAUAGCAAAACGUGAGGAGUCGAUCCACCAGUGUCAGCUUCGGUUAGAGGAGAAGACCCGUGAAUGUAGCUCCUUGGCACGUCAGCUGGAGAUGGCCAUUGAGGAUGCCAAAAGACAAGUGGAACAAACACGAGAACGAGCAGCAUCUAGAGAGAAGGCAGCCCAGUCCAAGAUGUUGGAUUUGGAGACCCAGCUGAGUAAGACUAAAACAGAGCUGAACCAGUUGCGUCGGAGCAAAGAUGAUGCAGAGCGUCGGUAUGAAAGCCGCCUGCAGGAUUUAAAGGAUCGGCUGGAGCAGUCAGAGAGCACCAACCGCAGCAUGCAAAACUAUGUCCAGUUCCUCAAGUCUUCCUAUGCCAAUGUUUUUGGAGAAAGUGCCUUGCUGAGCUCCUCCACCCGCUCUCGUUCCUCUCCAUGAGGACAAUGCUCUCCCUGCCUCGCUGCUAUUAAGUACAAACGGAGCCCUAUUUAUUUCAAAGCCAUAUCUUAUCCGGAAAAUUGGAUGGCGUUUCAGGGUCAUUGUAGGGAGAAAUUUCCAUCUUUUCCUUGCACCCUGAGAGGGUAAAAUGGUGGUGGCAUAUGCCUUAAGUGUAGGGUAUCAGCAAUACUGGUUUGGUAUUGGACGUUGGCCUCACGCCAUAAACUACGCCCCAAAACCAGAUGGUUUUGGAUAUGUAGGAAACGGUCAUUUUCAUCGCCUAAGGGCCUUUGGUUUCCGCUCUUAAAACCUGGCGGUUGUUGUAGUUGAACAUGUUAAUGUUUUUUAGAGGUCUUUUUCUUUUCAUGCAUCUUUCUUCAUUCUCUUUGUGUAUUGGGGAGAUCAUGUUUCUGUGUUUUGGGUUUUUUUUUUUUGUAAUUUGUAACUUUUUUUACUGUUGCACAUUGCAUUGAUACAAGGGAUGGUGGGAGAGGGUCCACCCACUGGAAGUGUGAGGCCGAAAAUAACUUAAGUGCCUGGGCUUUACACUUCUAAAAUAUUAUCCCCUGCACAAGCACCGUGUUUGUAGACGGUUUUAUACCAGAGGCAAUGAACGUUAUUUGCACUUGAUUUUGUAUACUCUAAUCCUCAACUUUUGUCCCGAGUGUGAUCUUAAUGCAUAGUCAAGCUUCUAACUUGCUUUAUUCCCUCCAAGCCAAUUUCCUGAUGCCGAAUAUCCCCAGGACAGAUAGCCAAAGCUCUCUGAAUUCAAAGGAAAGGUAAAGGUUUUGGUUUAAUCUCAGCAGGACUUGAACUGGGGUCUCAGCGUGAUACCAUGGGACUUGGGAGCGUGUGGGAGACGCUGGCUUGGUCUUAAGCCAGUUUAAGCACACCUUUAUUUCUGCUUGACUCCUUCAUUGCACCAGGCUGCACCUUCUCCAGGGAAAUCAGGUCUUUAGCGUGUCGCGUCCCUAAAACUCGGGGGCUCCCCAGCGCCCUGUUCCUUAUGGUAAACGGUUCGUAGAGGGAGAAAAAUAAAUGUAAUUGUUUCUAUUUUCA
Messenger RNA from Struthio camelus australis, 3982 nucleotides. Lineage: Eukaryota; Metazoa; Chordata; Aves; Struthioniformes; Struthionidae. The record is from RefSeq and is a predicted model, not a curated record.